Boleophthalmus pectinirostris (great blue-spotted mudskipper) is the source of this 13792-nucleotide messenger RNA. It is a transcript of the gene vps13d, whose product is annotated as vacuolar protein sorting 13 homolog D. NCBI's taxonomy places the organism in Eukaryota, Metazoa, Chordata, Actinopteri, Gobiiformes, Gobiidae. The record is from RefSeq and is a predicted model, not a curated record. Gene Ontology annotation, molecular function: protein binding. Gene Ontology annotation, cellular component: extrinsic component of membrane. Gene Ontology annotation, biological process: mitochondrion organization; protein targeting to vacuole; protein retention in Golgi apparatus.
GGAGCACAGCCAGCGUAGGAAGUGUCUUUAUUUACGAAAGUGACACUUGGCUCUAAUUUGUCCUAAACUGGAUUUUUACGUCUCCCAGCGUCUUUAAGGGACCCGCUGCGCCACAAAGAGUCCACGUCCGAACCCGCCCGUGUCUGAUCGGACCUGUUAUCGGCCUGACUUUGCAGACUCUGGCGCUCGGCUGCUACAUGCUAAGUCCAUUCUAGCUAAACAUGCUCAGCGCAGCAGUCACAACCUUGCGCUGUCGGGAUCUGCGGCUGAGCUGAGGCGCUGCGCGGGGGACAUCGGGACCGUUUGGAGGCUCUGUCCGGUGGGAGACGAGCCCCGGGGCUUAUGGCGUGGGCUCCGCGGAUCUGAUGCACUAAACACGGGACAGCCUGAGUGGCGUUCUGUGCCGGGCUGAGCAGUGAAAAUGCUUGAAGGCCUGGUGGCGUGGGUCCUGAACACGUACCUGGGCAAAUAUGUGAGUAACCUGAACACGGACCAGCUCUCCAUCGCUCUGCUCAAAGGAGCGGUGGAGCUGGAGAAUCUCCCUCUGAGAAAAGAUGCACUGAGAGAGUUUGACCUGCCGUUUGAAGUCAAAGCUGGCUUCAUUGGGAAGAUUACACUGCAGAUCCCGUUCUACAAGCCCCACAGUGAACCAUGGGUCAUCUCCAUGUCUCAGCUCAACCUGAUCAUCGGCCCCAGCCCCCUGCAGGAGUACGACGCCGAGGCCGAGGCCCAGGAGGAGGCGGAGCGCAAGAGGAGGCUGCUGCAGGCUCUGGAGGACAAGUUCAGGAGCGAGUGUGAGCAGAGGGGGGAGUCGUACUGGUACUCGGUCACUGCGUCUGUGGUCACCAGGAUCGUGGAGAACAUCGAGCUGAAGAUCCAGGACGUCCACCUGAGGUUUGAGGAUGACUUCUCUGAUCCUGAGAAACCCUUUUCCUUUGGCGUCUGCAUCAACAGUGUUUACGCUCAGAACCCCUCCAAAGAGGCGGGGAAGAAGCAGCUGCGGCAGAAGCAGCUGGAGAUCGAGGACUUCAGCGUGUACUGGGACUCCCAGAGCUCCAUGCUGGGACAACUGCCUGUCAACCAGAUCCAGGAGGCUAUGACGGCGUGCAUGCAGAGCCGGGAGCACCAGUACAUGUUUGAGCCGGUGUGGGCCUCGGUGCUGCUGCGGAGAAACACGUCCAAAGAGCCGCUGCGCUCCAGACACACGCCCAGGAUCGAGGGCCUGAUCCAGCUGGAGCCGCUCUCCCUGCGCCUCUCACAGGUUCAGUACCAACAGAUGAUGCUGUUUCUCAAAGAGCUGGACCGCAGAGAACGAGAGCUGCGCUACAGGAAGUGGAGACCCAAAGUCCCUGUCACCAACAAUUGCAGAGCCUGGUGGAGCUUUGCCAUCCAGGCCAACCUGCAGGAGAUCCAGGAGCAGAGGCAUCGCUGUAACUGGGACUUCGCUCUGCAGAGGGCCAAGGACGCUCAGACCUACACCAGCCUGUACUUCAGGAAGCUGAAGGGCGUGGCGCUGAGUCCGCAGGAGGAGGCCGAGCUGCAGAGGGUGGAGGAGGAGCAGACUGUGGAGGAGCUGCAGAGUCUCAGAGAAGUGGUGCAUGACUGGUUCAGGAAGCAACAGGAAAUAGCAGAGAACGUGAGAGAGCCGAGCACAGACCCUCAGCCCGCAGAGGCCGCCUCGUCUCUGCCCAAAAGCGGCAGCUCGGGGAUGGUCCAGUACCUGCAGUCCUGGUUCCCUGGGUGGGGAGGCUGGUACGGAGAGUCCCAAGAUCCAGACGCUGAACAUCUGCUGCCCAGCCCGUCCUCCUGGGACCUCCUGGCAGAGACCGAGGACUUGUUUGACCCCAUGGAGGACUCCCACACGCUCAACACGUUCACCAGACGGGACAACCUCUUUGCCCGGCUUGAGUUUCAGCUGGAGAAGGGCUCCGUGACCCUGUACCACGAGGAACGAGGAGAGGAGCCAAAGGAGGAGCCGAGGGAGGAGAGGGGGCCAGGGGAGGAGCCAAAAAAGGAGCUGCCUAAACUCGGUUCAGUUCAGGAGAGCGGAGUCAUACAGCUGGAGCUCUCAGGGGUGAAGGUGGUCCUGGAGUCCCUGCCUCGCUCUGAGUCGUCUCUUCUCUCGGUGAAGCUGGGGGGAUUGUUCCUGAGGGAUUUGAGCACCCAAGGAACCAUCUUCCCCGUCCUGGUCUCUCCCAAAACAGACAAAGUGCUCGUGGCCAUGAACCAGUCCCCUGCGCCCGGGCAGACGAGCAGCUCCACAGGGGGCGCUGUGCAGAGCUCCUCGUCUCCCGUCUUUGAGAUGAUUUAUGAGCGUAACCCUGUGAGGAGCACGUUUGAGAGGAGACUGGAGGUGCACACGAGUCCUCUCAACAUCAUCUACAACCCCCAGGCCAUCAAGAAGGUCACAGAAUUCUUCUACAAGGGCCGCGUCCAUACUUCAGGGUUUGGAUAUCAGUCGGAGCUGGAGCUGCGAGUGGCUGAAGCCGCUCGGAGACAGUACAACAAACUGAAGAUGCAAACCAAGGCCGAGAUCAGACAGACCAUCGACCAGCUCCUCGUGGGAGAGUUCAUCGAGAACAGUAAGCGCUGGACCAUGAAGCUGGACAUCAGUGCACCGCAGGUCAUCUUCCCUGAUAAUUUCCAGUCGGAGGAUCCCAUGCUUGUAGUGGUGGAUUUGGGAAGGAUUUUGCUCACAAACUCUUUAGACGAUAAUAAGACUCACUCCAAAGCCGAUCAUGAACUGGACGACAUGAGUGACGAUGACUUCCAGACCCCACUGGCUACUCCGCCUGAGUCUCCUCCUCCAGAACUUAACGUGCCUUCCAAAGAACCACUAAAAAGCCCAGACAUACCCAGCCUUCGCUCUCCCGAAACCGCGCUCGCCUGUAGGAAGAAGCUAUACGAAAAGUACUCAUUGUCGUUUAAGGACUUGCAAAUCAUGGUCGGCCAUUGUAAAGACAACUGGAAGCACCUUCAGGAGAGCGAGGUCGGCCCCACUCACGUCGUGGAGAAGUUCAACGUUCUUCUACAGUUGGAGCAGAGGCUUCGGUACACCUCUGAUCCACAGCUUCCCGGAGCCGUCCUGUCAGGAACCCUCCCCGAUCUCAAAGUGCACAUCAACUUCGAGAAGAUGUCCGCGCUGAGGAACUGUCUGGCCCGACUUGGAGGUUCGGCCGAUAAAGACAGAAGCGGGCAGGAGAAAAGCGCCAACGUGAGACCCACGGACCCCUUCAGGCAUCAGAACAUCUUCAAGAGGGACAACAGCUCCUGGAAGCUCCACGGAUCGGCCAAGAACCUGACCCAGAGCGUGAUGACUCUGGAGCAGCACACGCGGGAGGUCCUGGUGGAGUCCCGUCUGCUGCUAGCCGAGUUCAACAUCAACUACAUGCAGCUGGGCGUGGAGAGUGACGGACGCUACAUCUCCGUGCUCAAAGUCUUCGGCACCAACGCCCAUUUCGUCAAGAGACCUUACGACACUGAGGUUUCCCUGACUGUCCACGGUCUUCUGCUCGUGGACACCUUGCAGACGUACGGCUCAGACUUUGACCUGCUGGUGGCCUCUCACAAACAUCUCAGUUUUGACAUCCCGACAGGCAGCUUGAGAGAGAGCCAGCCCUCGUCUCCUGUGUCCUCUAAUGAGAAGCCCCAAGAAGAUCACAACCUGAACAAGGACUUAUCUACUGGUGCGGCUCUGGACAGCUCGUUCCUGAAAGACCAGAACGCGUUGAUAAAGCUGGAGUACCAGUUUGUCAGCUCCGACUGCCCCUCCAUGAACCUCGACAGCUCCCUUCAGGUCACCACCAUGCAGGUCAACAACUUGGACAUCAUCCUCAAUCCUGAAACCAUGGUGGAGCUGCUGAAGUUCUUGCAAAAGUCUUUCCCAAAAGAGGAGAGCGAUUUCACCUCAACAACGCACCAACCUUCUGUCUCCGACGAAGAGGACGGCACGUACCAGGUGACGUACGAUCAAAACACGGAGCUGACUGUGGAGAUCCAGCGGCUGAACGUGCUCCUCUUGCGUACGGUGUCCACUGGCUCUGUGCUCGGGGCGGAGAAGAAGUGUCUGAAGAUCGCCACGGCCAGCAUCACCGGGACCAAAGUCAACGUAUCUCUGGGCAACCGCAUGGAGGUCCACGGCUCCCUGGGCUCCCUGCAGCUGGUGGACCUGACUCACGACGCCGUCCGGAGCCAGUUUGUGGUCAGCAUCGGCAACGUAGAGGACCUCUCAAAUACAGAAGGUGUAACGUUACUUCCUGAAACCGCAAGCGUUCCGUGCGAAGCUUUGAAUUUCCACUUCUCGGAAAAAUCCCAAGGAGAGUGUUUCUUGCAGCUCGAAAUGGCUUCUUUGCAUUAUAACCACUCACCCAAGUUCUUGAAGGAGUUGACGCUUUCAGCCAAUGAGGUUGAAGAUAAUUUCCGCUCCAUGUUGAAAAGCGCGGCGUCUAAAGUGUCCACGGUCCUGGUCACGAAGACGGCGGAGUACAGUGGAAUGGUGUCCCUGUUUGAGACCCCGUCCCGCAGAGCUCGCACCCAGAGCCAGUGCUGGAUGUACCCUUGCGAUGAGGGCGAGGAGGACCUUCUGGAGGAGUCCCAGAGCAGUAUAGACACGUUUUUAGUGAAGCUGACUUUAAACAUCGAGAUUGAGUCACCGGUGGUUUCUCUACCGCGUAAACCGGGGCACAUGGAGCUGCUGGUUGGUCACUUAGGGAGAAUCUCCAUCCAGAAUUUUGUGACCGGGCAGGGUUGCGAAGAGGAGCAGCUGCAGGUGUUGGUGAGGGACAUUCGGCUCUACUCGCUCAACCUCAGUCAUCUGGAUUUGAAAAAGGCUCACGCAGCGGACAAGGACACAUCUGGUUUCUCUGAGGGCUUCAACCAUAACACGGUCCAGUUCACACGUCAUGACUUCUUUGAAUCACUCAGCUGUGGAAAAGCUUACCAUAUUCUUAAAGACACUACAAUCCAGUUCACCAUGGAGAAGAUCCCAGCAGAGGACAACAAUCACUUUGCGUUCCUGAGCACAGAGGAGCCCUGCAGGAGCUCAGGGUUACUUAAAGUCCAGGGCAAAUUUAUCACCCCUGUUCAGGUGUUCCUGUGUAAACCCGUGUACGAACAGGUCAUACAGACACUGGACAGCCUCUCUCUGAUGGAGGAGCAGCGGGUCACUCCGAGCCAGCCUCCUACUCCUCCUCCACCCACCCCUCCAGCACCCGCCCGCACCGUCCCCAACCCGCCUGGGGGUCUGUUCGCUCGGGACCCUCCCCACAUCAGCUUCUCCUCCCCUCUGGCUCUACAGGCCCAUGAGCCCAACCCGGACACUCUUUCCUUCACACAGCUCAAAGUCACACUACAUGUGCCAAAGCUACAAGUGCAGCUCAAUGCAGACCUGACCCAGGGCUCCCAGGGGCUGGUGAGUUUGAGCUUCCUCGACCUAGAAGGCGACAUCACCAAAGACCAUCCUCAGCUCCUGGCUGUACAGCUGGCCCUGCGCUCACUGCUGAUGGAGGACCUCUUGGAACACAACCCGGACUCUAAAUACAAACAUCUAAUGGUGUCCAGAGGAGCUCCAAAACCUUCUACCUUCAGCACCAGGGAGUAUCUGUCUCAAAGCUGCCCUUCCGUGUCCAACGUCCAGUACCCGGACAUGCCCCGCUCCCUGCCCGCCCACAUCGAGGCCGCGCAGAACGUCUUCCAGCUGUACCAGAGACACCCCAGCACCCCCUCUGCCACCCGGACCAAAGCUAAAGAACCAGACUGUCCGAGCACCCCGCCCCCCUCGCCCACCCACAGAACGCCCUCACAGCACGGCACAGACUUUGACGACUCCUUGGUGCACAUUAACAUUCUGCUGGUGGAUCAGGCUCACCCGGAGUUCAGGUCACGGUACGGGGGCGUGGGGCGCAGCGUGGACGUGGACUUCAACUGCCUGGACGUCCUGAUCACUCUGCAGACCUGGGUGGUCAUUCUGGACUUCUUUGGGAUCGGGUCCACGGCCAAUAAUCACGCGGUGAAGGUGACCGCCAUGUCCCCCCAGCCUGUGUGCGAGCCUUACGCCGAAGACAAAGAGGGGCAAGCUGUGAACACUAAAGUAGAUCUAAAGGUGCAUUCUUUGUCUCUUAUUCUGAAUAAGAAGGCAAAUGAACUCGCUCGAGCCAGUGUUUCCAAGUUAUCAGCUCAUCUGGACAUGUUGGAUGGUGAUUUAGCUUUGCAAGGCAGUCUGGGAAGUCUGUCCCUGAGCGACCUAACGCCGCACGGAGAUCUGUAUCGAGAGCGCUUCACUACAAGAGGAGCUGAGGCUUUAGUUUUUAAUAUCCAUAAGUACGGGCAGCCCGACCCCUGGCUGGAGCGAGACUGUGACGUGCGCGUGUGCCUGCAGAUGGCGUCAGUGCAGUAUGUCCACACACAGCGCUUCCAGGCCGAGGUGGUGGCCUUCAUCCAGCACUUCCUCCAGCUGCAGGAUGUCCUGGGCCGACAGAGGGCCGCUAUGGAGGGUCAGGCUGUUCGGGACCAGCCUCAGCGAGCCUCAAGAGUUCUCCUGGACAUAGAGGCCGGGGCUCCUGUCAUCGUGAUCCCAGAGAGCUCGCGCUCUCCCAGGGUCAUAGUGCUGAACCUGGGCCAGCUCAAAGUGCAGAACCGCUUCCUGCCAGCAGGGGCACAUGGCACCUUCUCUCUGCGGGACAAGGAGCGUGUUCAAAAGGCUGCAGACAGAAGUGAAGAGGAGAGAGCUCAGAGUGUCAUCAGCGCCCCCUCUGGGUUCUGCCUGGGACGACCACACGCUGCCGCCUCUGGAUCGGUGUCAGAGGAUCUGCCAGAGGAGCACGUGUGCCUGCUGGACUGUAUAGCUCUGGACCUGGAGGAGAUGGACAUCUUCGCAGCCGCUCGCGUUCCCUCGGACAGCUGUGGUAAAGCAGCGGAGGGCACAGACCUGGUGUUCCCCUCGUACCUGAUCCAACGCACCGGCGCCAACAUGCUCAAAGACUGCUGCCGCCUCAAGCUCAAAGUGGAACGCAAUCUGGACAAGGAGCUGAGCCAUGCUGUUCCAGACCUGACCAUCCACGGCAGCCUGUCGUCAGUGCACUGCUCUCUGGACCAGGACAACUACAGGCUGAUCCGGGGCCUUCUGGAGAACAACCUGGGAGAACCUGUGGAGGAGUUCUUAAGACCGUACAACCUGCAGGACCCCAGUAUCUACACGGUGCUCAGUGGAGAUGUCUACACCACCUUCUCCUUCCUGGUGGACAUGAUGGACGUGAGCCUGGAGAUCCUGGACUGUCCGAAGGCGAGUGAGGACCAGGGUUCUUUAGCCAGGUUUGACUUCAUGAAAUCCAAGCUGCUCUUUGAGAGUUUCUCCAACGGCUCUAAGUCGGUAAACCUGGUGUCCCACUCGCUGCUGGCGUUUGACACGCGCAGCCCCGACCCGCACGCUCACCCCAGAGCCGGACACAAGCACAACGUGUUCGACUGCAUCCUCCAGCCCUCCAAGACCGGCUCCAACCGCGCCUCCCUGCAGCUGGAACUGCACUACAGAUCCACUAAAGAUUCAUCGUCCUUCACCGUGGUCCUCAACAACCUGCGUGUGUUUCUGAUCUUCGACUGGCUGCUGCUGGUGAGAGACUUCCUGAAGAUGCCCGCAGAGAAACCCCCGAGUGGAGCUCCGUCCAGGCAGCGCUGGCCCAGCAACACCAGCACAGACUCCGCCUCCUCCGUCACCUCCAUCACUAUGCCCAAGACGGUCAAGAGCGGAGUCGUCACCAAGAGGUCCACAGUGCCCGUGAGCCAAGACCGCUGCCUCGAGGUCAAGAUCAACGUCACAGGCACAGAGUUUGUGGUGGUGGAGGACUCCUCGUGUCUGGACACUAAUGCCAUUAUUCUGAAGGGAACCACAGUCCUCACCUACAAACCGCGACUGCUGGACAGGCCCUUCUCCGGGAGCCUCGCUGGGAUUGAGGUGUUCUCCUGUCGCCUGGGCAGUGAGCAGGAGACGGCCCUGUCCAUCAUCGACCCUGUCAAUGUCCAAGUGGAGCUGUGUGGAAGCCCCACAUACCAGAGCAGCUCAGGUCUGCUGGACGCCUUCAACGUGGAGGACAUCCCCCCUCUGCUGGAGAUCCAGUUCCCUGCUCUGGCCAUCCGCCUUUCCUACAACGACAUCCAGCUCUUUUUGGACAUCGCCAAGUCCCUCCCUUCAUGGGGCACUCAGGAGACAGACACACAGAACCCCCCAGGCCCGGAGCCCACGCCCCCCAAAGACAGCUUCACAAGGAAAACAGAAUCUCUAAUCGCAUCUCAACUCUCCCAUUUACAAGACCUCGGCUUUAGGAAAGAAGACUGUAAAAAAGCUCUGAUGCUCUGUAAAGGGCAGCUGGACCAGGCGGCCACCUGGCUCCUGGAGAACGCAGAGAACAUGGGCAGGGCCAGGGCAGACUCGAGCUCGGGUCACGGCGCUCCUCUGUCCGGUCUGGAGCUCAAGGCUGACAGUGUGUGCAUCUGCUUGAUCGACGACUGCCUGGACUGUGACAUCCCCCUGGCCGAGCUCACCUUCUCCAGGCUGUACGUCCUGCAGAGGAUCGGCUCCACUCAGGAGGGCACCGCCAGCUUUGCCCUGUCUGGAGACUUCUACAACAGAGAGCUGUCAGGCUGGGAGCCCUUCAUUGAGCCCUGGCCGUGCUUCUUGUCCUGGCAGCAGCAGGCGGCCGGUCGCCUCCAUCCUCCACGACUCAAGAUGGCCGUCAGGGCCAAGCAGAGGCUGGACAUCAACAUCACCUCAGUGCUCAUGGAACAAUACAACACGACCAAGAGCUCGUGGAUGGCGGACUACUGUAAAGAGGAGGAGCAGAGCCCCCAGAGCCCGGUGCCUCUGCCCUGGGUGGGCUCCUCUGUGGACCCUCCCUGCUUCGACAAAAAUGUGAAGUUGUCCAAGAGGAGACAGCCCUUUGUCCCGUAUGCUCUGAGGAACCACACAGGCUGCACUUUGUGGUUUGCCACUCUCACUACAAGCCCCACAAGAGUGGCCCUGUCCCACAGCAGCAGUGCAGACUCCAUCUCAGAGGUGCACGGUCCAGGAGCUGAUGACCCCCACAGUGUGAGCCAGUGGAGGGAGGUGCUGCCUGGAGCUGAGCUGCCCUUUGAGUUUGAGGCCAGAGAGAAACUGCGCCACAGACACACCCAUGAGCUGAAGCUGCACCAGCUGCUGGUGCGUGUGUGUGGGUGGGAGCAGAUCAAACCUGUGUCUGUGGACAAAGUGGGCGUGUUCUUCAGAUACGCCGCUCCGGACAGAAACAGCUCCUCCAACAUGGUGGGCAGUCCAGUGAGCAGAACAAACAUCAUCCAUCCACAUGUCUAUUUCUCCGCUCUGCCCCCGGUGCGGGUGGUCUUUGCCAUCACCAUGGAGGGCAGUGCCAGGAAGGUGAUCACAGUGCGCUCGGCCCUGAUGGUGAAGAACAGACUGGACGUGCCGAUGGAAGUUCGCCUGGACAGCCCCUCAGCCCCAGACAAGCCCGUGGUCCUGCCCCCCAUCCUGCCCACCGAGGCCCUGGCAGUGCCCCUUCACCUGACGUCGUGGAGGCUGCAGGCUCGGCCCAAGGGCAUGGGGCUGUUCUUCUGUAAAGUGCCCAUCCACUGGACCAGCGUGGAACGGCAGGGGGAGCUGAGCAGCAGCAGGAGGGAGUGCCAGACUGCCGACUUCGAGGACUCAGAGAAACGCAACUUCAGGUUCUGCGUGGUCAUCAGAAAAGAGAACUACCCAGACCAGCAGCCGGCCAAGAGGGUGAGCGGGGGACCUCAGCAGAUCUAUCGACAGCCUGGGCACACCGUCUACCUUCUGCCCACGAUGGUCCUGGUCAACCUUCUGCCCUGUGACCUCAACUUCUACAUCAAGAGCAGCUCCAUCAAGGGCUGCCUGAAGCCGGGGAAGGAGGCCGUGCUCCACUCCGCCGACACCUCUCAGAACAUGGAGCUGGGUGUUCUGCUGGAAAACUUCUCUGUGUGUAAGGAACUUCUCAUCCCGCCCGGGACUCAGAACUACGUGGUGCGCAUGAGACUCUACGACAGCAACAAACGCCUGCUCUGCCUCACCAUUCGUAUCAUCCUGAGGGCACAGGGGGCGCUCAAGAUCCUCAUCUCUGCUCCCUACUGGCUCAUCAACAAAACCGGUUUGCCGUUGAUAUUUCGUCAGGACAAUGGGAAAAUGGACGCGGCGGGUCAGUUUGAGGAGCACGAGCUGGCCCGGAGCCUCAGCCCUCUGCUCUUCUGCUACACGGACAAGGAACAGCCAGCCAUGUGUACCAUGCGCAUUGGCAAAGGCAUCCACCCCGACGGCGUGCCAGGCUGGUGCCAGGGCUUCUCUCUGGAUGGAGGCAGCGGCGUGCGGGCCGUCAAAGUCAUUCAACACGGCAACAGACCCGGACUCAUCUAUAACAUCGGUAUCAGUGUGAGGAAGGGGAAGGGGCGUUACAGAGACACUCACAUCGUGACUUUCGCCCCUCGUUACCUCCUGGACAACCGCUCCUCUCACAAACUGGCUUUUGCACAGAGAGAGUUUGCACGAGGGAAGGGGACGGUGAACCCGGACGGUUACAUCUCCACUCUUCCCGGCUCCAGUGUGGUUUUCCACUGGCCUCGCAACGACUACGACCAGCUCCUGUGCGUGCGCCUCAUGGACACGCCCAACUGCACCUGGUCCGGAGGCUUCGAGAUCAACAAGAACAAGUCCUUCCACAUAAACAUGAGAGACACUUUGGGGAGCUGCUUCUUUCUGCGCACAGAGAUCAGUCUAAAGGGAGCCACGUACCAGAUCUCCUUCAGCGACACGGACCAGCUGCCCCCGCCCUUCCGCAUCCACAACAUCUCUGAGGUGCCCAUCCAGGUGUGGCAGCACGGGGUGGCGGACAUGAAGCUGCGCACGGAGGUGAAGGCCGGAGCGGAGCUGGACUACGCCUGCGACGAGCCCACGCUGCCGCAGUACCUCAGCCUCACCGUGAAGGGGGCGGGCUCGUCCGAGGUCACGGCCGACAUGAACUUCUUCAGAGAAUACAACAAGCUCUACUACGAGAACUUCAUCUACAUCGCCGCCACUCACACCUUCUCACAGACUGUGGACGGGAGGAAGAAGCGCCUCGUGAGCUGUGCUGAGCUCGUGCUGGAUGUGGACACAAAGACACAGAGAGUCAUUCUGAAACAGAAGGAGCCAGGGAAGCGCUCGCAGCUGUGGAGGAUGACGGGGACAGGGAUGUUAUGUCACGAAGGCUCCUCCCCUCCACAGAGCAAACCCGCCCAGCCCCGGCCCCUGGACUCUUCUCUGGUGCUGGACAUCGCUGGGUUGGCCGCGGUUACAGACAACAGUUAUGAGCCUCUGAUGCUGAGGAGGCCAGACUCCCGCCGCAGCACCACCCAGACCUGGCACUUCAGCUCCGGCAUGCUCACCUGUGGCCUGCCCCGCCUGGUGGUUCAGGUCAAAGGUGGCGUCGCGGGUCUGUAUGACGGGGCUGAGGUGGUUCUGGGCCCAGACUCGGGUCUUCAGGCUCCCAGCCCAGAGCAGCAGUUCAUCAACCAGAAGAUGAGACCUGGUUCUGGGGUGCUGUCUGUGCAGGUGCUCCCUGACGGACCCACCCGUGUCCUGCAGAUCAGUGAUAACUUCCGCCGCAGCAUGUCGGGCUCCCCCACCACAGAGCUGGAGCCGGACAAGGAGGAGAAGCCCAAGGAGGUGGAGCAGGAGCUGGAGGUGCUGGUGAACUUGGACGAUGGGGUGGGGGUGUCCCUGGUCAACAGAGCCCCAGAGGAGCUCGUCUUCACCACACUGUCGGGGAUCAGCGUCCACUUCACCAGGACGGCCGCCAACGAGGUGUUAGAGCUCAGCAUCCAGAGCAUCCAGGUGGACAACCAGCUGCUGGGCACCACUCACCCGGUCAUGCUGUGUGUGAGCCCGAGCUCUGGGGAGGGCAGUGCGGCCGACUCAGGGGACGCCCUCCAGGUGAACUCUGUCAAAGUGCCCAGUACUCGGCAGCUCACACAGCUCUUCAAGCAUCUCAUGGUGACCACACGGCGCUUCACUGUGAUCGUGGAGGAGAAGCUGCUGCUCAAACUGCUGCACUUCUUUGGCUUCGGGGAGACGGAGGCCGAGCUGGAGAAGCUGGACGAGAACAUCCACGAGAAGCCCAAUGAGAACGCCGGAGCACCCACGCGAUACUUUGAGAACCUGAAGAUCAGCCUCCCACAGAUCAAACUCAGCGUGCUCACCUCUCACAAGCUGCCUCCAGAUCUUAAGGCUCUCAAAGGCACUCUGGGCUUCCCUCUGAUCCGCUUUGAAGAUGCCGUCAUCAACAUGUACCCCUUCACCCGAGUGCACCCCUACGAGACCCAGGAGACCCUCAUCAACGACAUCCUCAAGCACUUCAGAGAGGAGCUGAUGAGUCAGGCUGCACAGAUCCUGGGCUCCGUGGAUUUCCUGGGGAACCCCAUGGGCCUCCUCAACGACGUCACCGAGGGCGUGUCCGAGCUCAUCAAGUACGGCAAUGUGGGAGGCCUCAUCCGGAACGUCACCCACGGGGUCUCCAACUCUGCUGCUAAAUUUGCAGGGACCCUCUCGGACGGCCUGGGGAAGACCAUGGACAACAGGCACCAGAGUGAGAGGGAGUACAUCCGGUACCACGGGGCCACCAGCGGAGAGCACCUGGUGGCAGGCAUCCACGGACUGGCCCACGGGAUCAUUGGAGGCAUGACCAGCAUCAUCACGUCCACAGUGGAGGGGGUGAAGACGGAGGGAGGGGUCAGUGGGUUCUUCUCUGGCCUCGGGAAGGGCCUGGUUGGCACGGUGACCAAACCUGUGGCUGGAGCUCUGGACUUUGCCUCAGAGACGGCGCAGACAGUACGGGACAUGGCCAGCCUCAGUAACCACAGGCUGAACGUGCAGCGCGUCAGGAAGCCUCGUUGCUGUAAGGGCACCCAGGGUCUCCUGCCCCGAUACUCCUCCACACAGGCCGAGGGCCAGGAGCAGCUCUUCCAGCUCACAGACAACAUCCACUCAGAAUUCUUCAUUGCUGUGGAGCCCAUCGACACGUACAGCGUGCUCAUCUCCUCUAAAGUGGUGUACUUCCUGAAGCCGGGGGAGUACGUGGACAGAGAGGCCAUCUUCCUGGAGGUGAAGUAUGACGAUCUGUACCACUGCCUGGUCUCCAAGGACCACGGGAAGGUCUAUGUGCAGCUCACCAAGAAGGCAGAGAGCACCAGCAGUGGAGUGGCUAUUCCCGGACCCUCUCAUCAGAAACCUAUGGUUCACGUCAAGAGUGAAACUCUGGCCAUAAAAAUCUCUCAAGAAAUCAAUUAUGCCAAGAGCCUGUACUACGAGCAGCAGCUGAUGCUUCCUGCCUCAGAGAACGAGGACUGUCUGCUGCUGGACUCCUGAUCCUGAGCCAAUGAGGCUGUUGGUUCCUCUUCUGUGGUCUCACGUUUGACUACAUCAAGUGCAAAUAAGAAAAUAAGACUGUGCCCACAGGGUGGACUGGGGCAGGUGAAGCUUAGGACACAUAUGCAAAUGUGUAUUUAGUGUAUUUCUACUGAAUGAAGAUGCCUGCGAUGACAGUGCAAAUAUUUGUUAUAAAUAAUUUUAUGAAGAGAUGUUAAUGUAAAUAUGUCUAGUUUCUAAAUACCUACAGCAGUGUACAUACUGUAUCAUGAACUCAUAAGUCCUAUUUUGUGUAUUAUAGAUUAUCGUGUGGGCAGAACCCAGAGUGCACUGAUCCGUGCUCAUGUAGAGAACACAUGACACUGUUUAAUAAAUAAUAAAAGCACAGUCACCUCA